This is a messenger RNA of Klebsormidium nitens, 2043 nucleotides long. The record is from the annotation of a GenBank genome assembly. Lineage: Eukaryota; Viridiplantae; Streptophyta; Klebsormidiophyceae; Klebsormidiales; Klebsormidiaceae.
AUGAGAAUACGCCCCGUCCUGCCUGAGCAGAAGAUCCGCUUCACCUUCGCGGCCGGCGCCCGAUUGCAUUUACACCACUUCACCCUGCCCUUCCGAAAGGCGCCUUUCCCGCGGUGGCUAGGGGUCAACUUUCCAACCCGCGAGAUUGAUCCGUCUGAGGCUGAAUCAAAACCAUUAGAGGCCCUGUUAACAGAAGGGGUGAAACAAGAGGGGCUCGCUUCCGUGCUGGGUCAGAGCAAAGUCAGUACCGCUACAGGGCCCCCAGAGGGAUCCCCCGGAAAACUGCCGGAGGGAUCCCCCGGGAGCCCCCACGCUUUCGACGUUUCCACCCGCCCGCGCUUCUCGGCGCGGCCCGAGGAGUGGGGCUUCCGCCCGACGACCGGAACCAAUGCGUCUUUUCCGGCGGAACGCCCCGAAGUCGUGCAGGAGAAUGGUGACGUCAUCCCGAGGAGCCACGUGCUGUACGAAAACGGGCAGCUGUAUGAUAAUGUGUUGCCACUCCGAGAGUCCACGUCAGCGCUUAUUGGGAGCGUGCGGCGGCCUAUGACCGGGGCGACGGCUGUCGAAACUCCACCAAAGAGAACCAACACUGGGGCCGAUUUGCCUACAGCUGACGAGAGGGGAACGCUUAUUGAAAUUUUCUGGCGGCCUAUGACUGGGGCGUCGACUAAGGGAACGCCACCAAAAAGAAAAGCGACGGCCGCCGGUUCACCUAUAGAUAAGGAGAAACGAAUACUCGGAGAGCCGAGAACCGGGCGAAGCGCUGGAGCGUCGCCUUUCGACGUCGAAAAAGGGAGGCGGAUCGUGAAGCUGUUGCGCUUCGACAGUAAGGAAGAGGCGCAGAGGCGGGCGGUUCUGCUUUAUGCGCUCACGUACAAUCUCAAGGAAGGGUGCGGCGUGCGGCUCGUUUCCGCCGCUCCGCCCAAUAAGCAGACGGCGCCUUUCCAUGACCCGAGCCCCGCCUAUGCUGCCCACUCGCCCAUCCCCACCGCCGCCAAAUCCUCCGCCGAAAGUGAAGGCUUUUUCGACGAAGCCUCGCCCUGGAAACCGUACGGAACGGAAGCGGACGGAACGGAGCUGAACAGAGCGGAAGCGGGCGGAACGGAACACCGGACGGUCGAGGAAGUUGCGGACACGCUACUGAGCAUGUCCGUGGAUACCCUGCGCGCGCGCGAGUGGGCCGCGGUCUAUGGGCUGGUCCGCAAAGACUUGUGGGUCCACGGGAAAGGACUGAAUUGGCUGGACUUGGCAAUGGGGCGCAUCGAAGAGUUGUUACAAGAACCGGGGCGCAGCGGCAAACCGGAUCCCGACACCCGAAGGCUGAGACUAUUCGGACAGCAGACCCUGACUGACGCGCCAGCGAUCACAAGGGACACGAUUGCGGACGAAAACGCACAGCGCGCGAACGCGUUACGGACGCUGAAGACGCGGUGGGAGAGGGAACGGCUCUGGCGUGCGGAAGUGCGCGCCGUGACCUCCGCCUCCCUGCGCGCGAGCGCGCACGCGCUCACGGGCCUCUUACGCACCACUCAAACGGGCCUCUUCGCGCGCCCCAUUGUGAGCGCGGAAACGGAAGCCCAGCUGCUCGCGCGCGCCGCGCGCGCUUGGGCGGAGGAGGAAGAGCGCAAGAGGAUGAGGGCCGAGGAGAGCCGCCUGGAGGCGACGCGGCUGAGAGGGGAGAUGAGGGAGCGGGUCGCCCGGCACGCGCAGGCGAUCGCCAAAGUCGCUGCCAAGGAGCGCGUGCACUUGCGCGCGGAGGCCGCCACGUGUCGGCAGAUCAGCGAGGCGGAGGAGCGCGCGGCCCGGAAGCGCAGGUCCGCGCGCGCGCAGCUCGCGCAGCGGAAGACGGCCGAGCGCGCGUUCGCGAUCGCGUUGGGUGGGGAGUUCCGAAAGAUGGGCAAUCACCUGGCGGCGGCUGACCUGAAAGCGGCCAGGUACCGUGUCGUCGUUUUAAGAGCACAAGACCCCGUUGAUAGGAAUGACCGGGUUGCGAACCUGGUUUCAGACGGGAUGAUCCGAAUCGGGGAUGCGAGCUGCAAAUAG